GACCUAUCAUUCUUUGUAAUGUGGUGUACAAUUGUACAAAUUGGUGGCGCAAUGCAUUGCUAACAAGUUAAAAUUUCUAAUGUCGCAUUUGGUCAAACCUAAUAAAUCUAGCUUUGUUUCAAAUUGCCACAUCACUGAUAACUUUCUUGUUUUUUAGGAGACAAUGCAUUCGAUGGCAAGAAAAACUUUUCAUGUAUUCUCCCUCUUCUGUUGAAGAGGGUUUUGCAAGUUUUAGCUAUGAGUAGCAAAAAUACCCUUCUCUCCACUUUGCUAAAUCUCAUCUCCAUUAGGAGUGGGCAUCUGGUUCGGUUUUAAGUCUCUGAAACGAACCAAACAGAAACCGAACUGACCGAAACCGAAUUUUCCACUAUUCGGAUGAAAAAGGCUCUUAAUUCGGGAUACAGGGUCUGUCAACCGAACCUGAAAAUUCGAGUUCCAAACCGAAAACCAAAAAUUGCAACACAACCAAAUUAAUCCCACCACUACCUUGGCCCAACGAAAUAAUAAAGCUACUAGGUGGGCCAAGCCCAAACCCUUUGCAACUGUUGUCUUCCAAUAGCCCACCCCGAAACCCAUACCUCUCAAUUUUCAACAGAAAAACCCAAUCAAACAUAACCCUAAAGCAACCUAAUCUCUAAUUCCCUAUCCCUCCCCACCUCUUGUCUGCCGCUCUCUCUCUCUGUCCCUCACGAGUCACAACUCACCUCACCGCUCUCUCUGUCUCUCGCUGCGGAACCUCAAACCCUCACCUGUCGUGGCGCAGUCCCUUCCCUAAGCCAGCUCCCACCACCCAAAAAUAAUAGAUGCCAUCUCUCCAUCCCCACUGUCCCUGCAAGCAGCAAUUUCAGAUCCACCACGAUUUAGAUCCAAUGCACAUCUGGGCGCUCCUCAGGGCUCAGCAUGGAAACAUACUGGGGUGGGCAUCUCGGCGGCGGGGGGAUCGUCAAGGAACGAAGGCGGGAUCUGCAGGAGUGACGACGGGAUCCGGGGCGACAUGCUUGGCCUAACGAGCCCCUGCAUGCUUCCCCUGCCUUGUCUUUCGCCAUUGCUUCCUCUUCUCAAAAUGGGUGAGCGGCGGACUUGGCGAGCCGGACUUUGGGAGAAGGUGAACUCGGCGGUGGAGGGAGCUCAGUGCGGCAUCAACGACGGAGUGCUCGACCUAGCUCUGAGCGACGAACUGCUUGCAGAGAGCGGACCGGCGGCGUGUUCUCCCCUGCAGAGAGAGAUGGAGAGGUAGAAAAUUGAAGAGAGAGUAAAUGAGAGAACUGGGAGAGAGAGAGAGAGAGAGAGAGAGGAAGGGGAAAAUGAGAGAGAUGGAGAGAUGGGUGGGUGGGACUUGGGUUGGGAAAUGGGAGGGAGGGAUUUCUCCAAUUCAACACAUAGUCCGCCAGGCUAAAGCAUUUUUCGGGGUUGGUCUUAAAACUGAACCGAAUCUGAAUAUAUUUUGGUUCGGACAAACCGAACCAAAAUAUAUUUCGGUUCGAAUUUGGUUGGAGUAUUGAUGAGUUUGGCAACUCGGCAUAUACUAGUUCGGUUUGGUUUGAACCGAACCGACCGAACGUCCACCCCUAAUCUCCAUAGCUCUCAUCUCCGCUUCUUCAAGAAUCCACAAAAAAAAAUUAUCGCUACUUCAAAAAUCCACACUAAAUCUGAGUCGAUGAGGCUGCACAUGUCUGGAUCUCACGACAUAAUGUGAAAAACAAGAAGGUAGACUGAAGGAAUGAAGAGAUGAAGAACCGUUCAAGUCAAAAGACAUCAACCCCUUUGACAACAAGACAAAGGAGUCUCUAGAACUAAGAAGUCAGACACCAGAGAACGGAGAAAUCAUCUCCAUGGGAGACAUUGAGGCAAAGAUCCACACAGAAAAUGUCAAAAGCAAUAUCAGAAGCAGGAAACAAAAGUAAUAAAAAUAAAUUUUGGUUGUCGCGGGUCACCAGAAGGUGAACCGACAUCUUCCUAAUGGAGAGAGGAAAGGAAACUGUUAGAGAGAAGUUGGAGGUUUCUAGUGGAUAGAGAGGGAAUAAAACAAAUUCCAGUUUAUUAUGCUGUCACGGUGCAUCAUGAUUAGAGAUGAUAAUUUUGCUCAAACUCAAAUGUAAGCUACAUGGGUUGAGUUUGAUAGGUUUAUGCUCAUACAGUCAUAUUCAUGAUUUAUUUGUGUGGGUUGAGUUUUUAGUCCAUGGAUUUGAGUUGGUACCCAUAACCAUAAAUAAUUUACAUUUUGGUAGCUAAACUUAAUAGAUAAUUAGAUUUCGUACCUAACUUUAAAAUUUAUUGCUUAUUAAUCUACAUUUGACAAAGUUAGACUAGUUUGAACUAAUGGCAACAUGUAGUACUUCCCUAGCUCUCAUAGCAAGUACAUUAGAUAUGCAUUUAUAGUUGACAUGACAUCAUGAUAUAGGUCGAAAAAGCUUCAUAGUGUCAGCUUGAGGUACCUUUGGUAUCAAUGUGAGGAUGGUUAUGCAUAUUUUUUUCCUCCCACUUUUUCCUCCUAAAAUAACAUUUUCCUCUAUCAUUUCCCUUCCCCUUAAAAUUUUCCUCCUAUCUUUAUUUCCCUUCCCCACUCCUGAAAUAAAGUGGUAGACUGGUAGUAGGGAUGACAAAAAUAUUCGUAACUGUGGAUAUCUGUCCGAAUCCGUCCGAAUCGGGUAGGGUAAAUCCGAACCCGAAUGAUAUUUAGUGGGUACGGAUAAAAUCCGAACUCGAAUAUUGUGUGUAAUGGGUGGGCAUGAGUUUCUCACUAUUCAACCCAAACCCGCCCGGUUAUACGAAUGCAUAUGUAUUUUUUCUAGAAAUAAUCAUUAUUUUUCUCUAACAUAUUUUAUAUUUAGCAUAUAAAUAUAACAUUUUCAU
This is a messenger RNA of Linum trigynum, 2853 nucleotides long. Lineage: Eukaryota; Viridiplantae; Streptophyta; Magnoliopsida; Malpighiales; Linaceae. The record is from the annotation of a GenBank genome assembly.